GAGGCAAGGGUCCCGGAGCGCAUGCGCCGCCGUCCUGCCUGGCCGUUGUGGGGCGCGCGCCCAGGACCCCGCUCAGGCCGAGAGCGAGCGAGCGCGCGCGCGCUUGAGCGCGCCCCCGGAGCCGGAGCCGGAGCCGGAGCCCCAGGCCCUGGGUGUGAGAGUCCAGAAGGUUCGAACUGAGUCUGGCCUGACUGGAUCUUCGUUUGGGGCGCGCCCGAACAGAAGACCCCCACCCCCACCACACAAAGGGCUAUCCCCAGGCCCAGGGUGUGCUAGAGGUCAGAAGGGAGCGCAGGCUGGAGCCCACUGAACCAAAGGGGAUCGCCAGGCCCUCAGAAGGGCAGAGUCACCGGCUGCCCACACCAGCGACCCUUUGUGCUAAGCCGUUUCUGUCCUUGUCACUUUGGCUUUAGUUGAGGAAAGGACACCUGGAGCCAACCCCGGAGCUCUGAAGUGACGUACCCACCGAUGCCCAGCAGGAGGGGUGGCCAUGAGCCGGGAGCUGCGGCCCAGGCACUCUCCGCUCGGCUGGGCAAGGAGGCAUUGAUGGCAGAGGUGCUGCUGACUUUGCCAGACUAGACUUCAUUCCUGAAGAUGAUCCAGGGGGAAGACGGGGAUUGUGGCCAGGGGCCUCCCUGCGAGAAGCGCUACUUCCCAGACUCCCUGGAUUCCAGUGAUGCCGAUGCCUAUGAUGAAGGGCUCCUGGCCUGUGAGGACCUAGAGCUCAAUCCUUUCGAUGGCUUGCCGUAUUCCUCUCGUUAUUAUAAACUUCUGAAAGAAAGAGAAGAUCUUCCAGUAUGGAAAGAAAAAUACCCUUUCAUGGAAAGUCUUCUCCAGAGCCAGAUAGUGAUUGUGGCUGGAGAAGCGAAAUGUGGCAAGAGCUCUCAGGUGCCGCAGUGGUGCGCGGAAUACUGUCUCUCUACCCGGUACCAGCAUGGGGGUGUGGUGUGUACCCAGGUGCACAAGCAGGCCGCCGUCCAGCUUGCGCUGCGGGUCGCGGAUGAAAUGGAUGUGAACAUAGGCCAUGAAGUCGGCUACGCCAUCCCUUUUGAAAACUGCUGUACCAGCGAGACCAUCUUGAGGUACUGCACCGACGAGAUCUUACAGAGAGAAAUGAUGUCUGUUCCUUUCCUGGGAUGCUACGGGGUCAUCAUCGUGGAUGACGUGCACGAAAGAAGUAUCUCCACGGACGUCCUGCUUGGCCUUUUAAAGGAUGUUUUGCUGGCCAGACCUGAGCUGAAGCUGGUGAUCAUCACCUCUCCUCCCCUGGUUGGCAAGCUCACUGCGUACUACGGGAACGUGCCGCACAUCGAAGUGAGACAUGGGUCCCCCGUGGAGGUGGUGCACCUGCGCACGGCCCCCAAAGACCACCUGGCGUCGGUCAGCCAGCUUAUCUUUGAAAUCCACCACACUGGGGAGAAAGGUGACAUUGCCGCCUUUUUGGCCUGUGAGCAGGAAAUUGAAAAAGUCCAUGAAAUCAUUUGUCGAGAAGGUGCUAACUUACACCCAGACCUUGGGGAGUUGAUAGUUGUCCCUUUGUAUCCAAAAGAAAAAUGCCUCCUGUUCAGGCCAAACGAAGACACAGAAAAAAGAAGCCGAGGUCACCAAAGAAAAGUGGUGCUAACGACAAGCUCAGGGGAGUCUCUGCUGCAGGCCGGCUCGGUCCGCUUUGUGAUUGACGUGGGGCUGGAAAGGAGGAAGGUCUACAGGCCUCGAAUCCGAGCCAGCUCCCUUGUCCUGCAGCCCAUCAGCAGGAGCCAGGCCGACAUCCGCAAGCAGAUCCUGGGCGCAUCUUCCUCAGGCAAGCUGUUCCGCCUGUACUCUGAAGAGUUUGCCUGCGGGGACAUGAAGCCGCUGAAGACCCCAGAAUUGCAGGAGGCCAACCUGACAAGCCUGGUCCUUUUCCUGAAGCGGAUCGAUAUCGCAGGCUUGGGCCACUGUGACUUCCUGAGCCGACCAGCUCCUGAAAGUUUAAUGCAGGCAUUGGAAGACCUGGACUAUCUGGCGGCCCUGGAUAACGACGGGAACCUCUCCGAGUUUGGCAUCAUUAUGUCCGAGUUUCCUCUGGACCCCAAGCUGUCAAAGGCCAUCCUAGCAUCCUGUGAAUUUGACUGCGUGGAUGAGAUGCUCACCAUCGCCGCCAUGGUGACAGCUCCUGAUUGUUUCCUGCCCCUGCCCCAUGGAGCAGAGGAGGCCUGGCAGCGGAGGAUGCACCUCUCCCACCCAGAAGGCGACCACCUGACUCUCCUCAAGGUGUACAGCGCUUACCAGGAAGUCAGUGAGAACUGCGUGGAGAAGUGGUGUGCUGACCACUUCCUCAGCCCCUCGGCACUCAGGACGGCAGACGGCAUCAGGCACGAGCUCCUAGACAUCGUCAGGCGGAUCGAGCUCCCCUACUCAGAACCAGCUUUCGGCUCAAAGGAGAACACCCUGAACAUCAAGAAAGCGCUGGUAGCUGGGUACUUUAUGCAAAUCGCUCGUGAUGUUGAUGGCUCAGGGAACUACCUGAUGUUAACUCACAAGCAGGUGGCUCAGCUGCACCCCCUUUCAUGCUACCAGCACAUGAAGACGAUACCAGAGUGGGUGGUCUUCCACACGUUCAGCAUAUCCGAAAACAACUGCAUCCAGAUUGUCUCUGAAAUCUCUCCAGAGCUAUUUACGCAGUUGGCCCCCCCAUACUAUUUCAGUAAUCUGCCUCCUAGUGAAAAUAAGGAUAUUCUGCAGCAAGUAAUCAAUCACUUAUCCCCCAUUUCGACAGUGAAAAAGGAACAGAAGACAAGCAAAGAUAAACUAUGUGAAGAGUGCCCUGAAGCUUCUGGUGAACCAAGAUGCGUUAUUCAGUGACUUUCUGGGCUUAAUUCUAUUCAGUACACACUGAAACAGUCUGUGCAAUAAACACUCCAAAGUUAAUCAUUGUGAUGGUUUGUCAGUGUGAGCGAUGUAGAGAGAUUUAACAGGAGGCAAGACAAAUCACCCAGCCGAGAUAAUUUUGUACAAAUAAAGCACUUUGUACAUCAUUAAAGCAACCUUAAUAAACAGUCGUUGCUCAGUUUUUAAAAUUCCUAA
Dromiciops gliroides (monito del monte) is the source of this 3066-nucleotide messenger RNA. RefSeq names its product DEAH-box helicase 32 (putative) (gene DHX32). Bases 595 to 2844 code for a protein of 749 amino acids. The transcript has 13 exons. Lineage: Eukaryota; Metazoa; Chordata; Mammalia; Microbiotheria; Microbiotheriidae. The record is from RefSeq and is a predicted model, not a curated record. Gene Ontology annotation, molecular function: RNA binding. Gene Ontology annotation, cellular component: spliceosomal complex; intracellular anatomical structure.